UAUCUGUACACACUUUAGCUUCUUUAAACCGGGAAUUUCAAGUAUCUUGUAGCACAUGAGUUAUUUAUAAUGUGUUAAUCAAAUAAUUAAUAAAUGAUAAUAUGUCACAUGGUUAUAUUCACGAAUAGUGUAAUAACAUUGUAAUACAUAGUGCUUAAAGUAAAUAAACUGUUUUGGGUGUGACAGUAGUUGACAGAUAACCUAUUACGACCACAGUUUGGCCGCAAUUAUUAGACCUAAAAUUGGAUAUUAUUGAAAAUAAGCAAUGCAACUUCAAGCUAGUGCGUUGCUUGAUAAGCUGAAGCAUUGCCAAAAGGCAUUAUCGUUUAGUGAGUUGCAGUUAACUACAUCUCAAAAGGUUGUAUUAUGGAGCCUAGGAGUAGUGGGCACAAGUGCUGUAGUAGUUGGGAUAUUGUCCCGAUACUUAGCAAGGAGGAGAGCAAAGCCCAUACUGAACCCUCGGAUACAAAGGGCAAUAAACAAGAGAAUCUCUAGGAUGAGGAGUCCCAGCGGAGGAAUGGGAUCAGUUGCAAGUAGUGGAGGCCGUAGCAGUCCACUGGGUUUUAGCGAGCGGCUGUCACUAGCUUCAGGUUCUAUUGGAUCAGGAGGAGGAGAUGCUGCCCCACUUUCGCCACAGCAGCUUGGUGUUAUGGGUAUGGAGGCCUUGGAGACGAGCAUCAAUUAUUGGGAGGACGCACUGGCCGCGUUCUCGCUGGGCGCCCGCGGCGGCGUGUCGGGCACGCUGGCGCUCACCUCGCCCGAGGAAGCGGAGUUCUGUCGAGAGAUCCAGGACCUGCUGCAAAACGCGUACUUAUUACAAGAACGGUGUGAGCUCCUGUUCCUCGACCAGCGCUCCGUCCUAUUCCGGUCGGAGAGCGGCGGCGGCGGCGACGCGGGCUCGGGCGGCGCGGGGCGGCGCUCGCGGCUGCUGUCCACGCACACCGGCUCCUCGCACACGCGCCGCGAGCACCACUCCAGCGCCGAGUCCUUCGCGUCCGCGGAAGAUCAGGUAGCGGAUUUAAGAGAAUUCGACGACCUGAAAGAUGACCUGCCUGAAGUAGAAAACUUAGAAUUAUAUCAAUUAGGUGUGAAACAAUUAGAAAUCGGCAUUCCUUAUAGAACGCUGCGCACGGACGUGGUGCAAUGUGCCUCAGACUCUGAGUUCCUGUGCAAGCUGCACGCGCUGCGGCUGGCGCUGGCGGCCGUGUUCCGCGCGCCCGCCAACUGGGCGUGGUUCGUGGACGCCGGCCGCCAGGUGCUCACCGACCUGCUGCUCUACGCCGACAAGGAACCCAAAGAGUUUCUAGUUGCAUAUGAAGAAAUGGUAACGUGGACAUCAGACCCCGCGAACUGGGCCACAAUUGAAAGCGAACUUUCCAGUAAAGGAGUUAAAGUGCUGUCCUUCUACGACGUGGUGCUGGACUACAUCCUACUAGAUGCCUUCGAGGACCUGGAGUCGCCGCCCUCGUCCGUGCUCGCCGUCGUGCGCAACCGGUGGCUUUCAGACGGGUUCAAAGAGAGCGCGCUAACGACGGCAGUGUGGUCGGUGAUCAAGGCGAAGCGACGCUACCUGCAGUACCCGGACGGGUUCAUGGCGCACUUCUACUCCAUCUCCGAGCACCUGCUGCCCGUGCUGGUGUGGGGCUUCCUCGGCCCGCACGAGCGGCUCAAGGAAGUGUGCCGCGCCUUCCAAGCGGAGAUCGUGGGUUUCAUCGCGGACCUGUUCAGCUUCCAGCGCUCGCGCUACACGACGGUGGAGGAGCUGGCGGCCGACGCCAUGCUGCACGCGCGCGCGCGCGCCGCCGCCAUCACCGACAAGCUCGCCGACCGCGGCUAGGCGCCAAACUGGACCCUAAGUGGUUACAGGUAGAGGCUGUUUUUCCAUGUCGUGUGUGAGAGGUAUACGGCAAAGUGUAAUGCCAUCUUAAGCUCGAGAGUAAUCGUCAUGAAAUAUAUCAGAGCGGCCAAGGUGUUACGAAUAGGUAUCUAAGCGAACCACUAUUAUCAAGAUGUCUUAAGACUAAUUCGUGCUUCGAAUCGGACAGCUAAUAUUGGUGGCACCGUACAUUAUGCGUUAACACUAAUUGUCAAAAAUUUACAUUUGGCAAUAGGGGGUAUUACUGCAAUGUUCUGCCGCCAGAGUGCAGCAUUAAGCUAGCUAGUAAACCAUAGAGUAACUUAUACAUACUGUGCCUUAAACUGUUUUGACAAGUUUUCACAGACAAUAAAAUAUGACAUUGAUGCAUCAUGGCGGUUUGUUAACAAGGGCCUACCGGGAAACGCGAAAAAUCGAAAUUUUGUUAUCUGCCUCGCUCUUUAUCGCUCGAAUAUAUGCAAGAGUGAUAGAGAGGUUAGAUAACGAAAUUUCUAUUUUCUUCUUUCGCGGUAGACCCCCAGAUUG
Molecule: messenger RNA, 2401 nt
Organism: Cydia splendana
Lineage: Eukaryota; Metazoa; Arthropoda; Insecta; Lepidoptera; Tortricidae
Gene: Miga
Product: mitoguardin
Exons: 11
Coding region: 266-1837 (523 amino acids)
Biological process (GO): mitochondrial fusion
Source: RefSeq, a predicted model, not a curated record